AUGGGCGUUCUGGCUAGGCUUCGCCCUGUACAUGAUUUCAAAGCUCAGGAAAAAGGCGACCUGGACCUACUGGCAGGCCAGACGGUCCUAGUCACUGAACUGAUGGACGACGACUGGUGGAAGGGGAGGGUCGCCGACUCCAACGGCCCCGAGGGGGUGUUUCCGCGGAGCUAUGGUGUAGUCAUCUCCCCAUCAUCUGGCCAACAGUUUCGGAAGAGCCCCAAGGGUGAAUUCGAGGCGUACAGCCAAGUUGACUAUAAUGGCGAUCUCCAUCUGGGCUUGUCGUUCGAGGUUGGGGACAGAAUGCUCGUCUACGUCCGGCUUACCAGUUUGCUUUCAUGGGGCGUGAACCUGGAAUCAAAUUUUCAAGGAGUCUUCCAUCAUACAUACGUUCAGCCCUAUGGCAAUCCUGAUAGCGCAGGCAUCAUCAAGGCUAAUGCCACAGCCAGCUACGACGGCACCGUCCGUGCAAACUUGGCUCUCGCUAAGGGUGAUGUCCUUCUGGUCAAACAUAUCUUGGAUUAUGAAGUCGCAUGGGCAAGAAACAACAGGACAUGCUUAGAGGGUCUUUGCCCGGCGGCUCUUAUUGCGCCCGCUGUCCCGGCAGACAAGAAUGACUCGAAACCCCGCACUGUUCCAUUGUUUUCACCGAACAAAGUGACUGCAUUGUACACGUGGCCUGGAGAGUCAAUAGAGGAUAUGCAAAUUGUCAAGAAUGACCAGAUCUUGGUCAUUCAGACUUUGGAUGAUGAAAAUUGGUUAAAGGGCGUUAAUUUGCGCACUGGCAAGACAGGCGUAUUUCCUAGAACAUACGUUCGCUUCCAAGAGCUCACAAACUCUCAAGUUGAGCCAAAAUCCUCGUGCAAUGUCGACACGUUAGCUGUCUCUCAACCUCGACCUGUGGUUGCGAUUUCCCAGACGCAACAUACUCAGAUACAACCUUCUCUCCUACCUGCUAAGCCUGUAUCCCAAAGCGGGCCUGCGAGGCAACCUGAUCCGGCGCCGGCGGAGACCACUCGAAUUCCGGAUUUGGAGCCACCCACCAGACCUGUUUUGGGGAGCAGAUUGGACACUGACCUUGUCCGUGACUCGAAGCUCGAUACGUCGUUUACUGGCGAAGACGUAGUCUGCCAUACUUCCUAUACAUUCCACCCUAGAAACCGCCACAACCGUAUCGUCGUGGAAGAGAAAUGGAAAGUGGAAAGAUAUCUUGGCCGCGGAGGCUUUGGCCAAGUUGACCUACAGAAGUGCGUGCAAGGACCGAAAGAGGGCGAACUCCGUGCUGUCAAGAUGAUUAUCAAGAACCCAUAUAAUGAUGAAACCAAGAAGAUCAAUUAUGACCAGGAGCUUGAGGCGAUUGCCAAAUUUUCUCAUGAGAAGGCAACUGAUACUCAAUUCAUAUUCUGGUAUUCAAAAGCUAACCUGUUGUGUUCUUUGCAGUACGUCCACUGUUUCGCACGCUCGUUUGGAUGGUAUGAGAAUGAAAAUGCCAUCUUCAUAACUAUGGAGUUUUUUGAACAUGGAGACUUGCAAAAACACAUGCGAAGCCGCUUCCCGGAAUUUGAGGUUGGACAAAUCACCUCUCAAAUCUUGGAAGGUCUCAGUUAUAUGCAUGAUAACGGAUUUGCUCAUAGGGAUUUGAAGCCUGCUAACAUCCUCGUCAAAGAACGGUCGCCGAAUUGGUGGAUCAAAAUCAGCGAUUUUGGAAUCUCCAAGCGUGCUAGCGGUGACCACACAGCGCUACACACCCUUGUUGGAACACCGCGAUACCUUGCCCCAGAGGUGAUGAGAAUCUUCUCCCCAGAGGACACGGAAGAUAUGGACAGCGACACCUUGGAUUACACUGUGGCAAUCGACCAGUGGGCGCUAGGGGCCAUUGCCUUUCAACUCCUCGCCAGCAGAGAUCCGUUCCCGCAACCGCGCUCUCUUCAAAACUACGUACAUGGCAAGGAGCCAUUCCCCUCUAGUGUUUUGACAGCUUUCCGAAUAAGUGAGCCGUGUAUUGAGUUUCUGAAGUCCCUUCUCACACCAAUACCUUCGCGCAGACCAAAUGCAAACUCAGCUUUGAAACAUCCAUGGCUAGAAGAGAUCAGCCAAUCCCCCCAGCUUGUGGACCAAAGUAUUACUUUAAUAGAAGAUGAAUUUUCUCUUAUUCAAUUUGAUACGGAAACUGCAAGCAUAUCGUGGACCGAGGCGCUUCAAAAUCCUUCAGUUUAA
Molecule: messenger RNA, 2217 nt
Organism: Clonostachys rhizophaga
Lineage: Eukaryota; Fungi; Ascomycota; Sordariomycetes; Hypocreales; Bionectriaceae
Source: the annotation of a GenBank genome assembly